GCGCAGGCGCAGUGCGGCGCUGCGCGCUGGGCCGGGAUUUAAAGGGCCAGGAGCGGCGGGGCCUGCGCUACCCCCUCGCCCCGGCCCUGGGGGCCCCUUCCGCGCUCCCCAAAAUGGUGUGCGGGGGCUUCGCCUGCUCCCGCAACGCUCUCUGCGCCCUCAAUGUCGUCUACGUGCUCGUGGGGCUGCUGCUCAUCGGCGUGGCCGCCUGGGGCAAGGGCUUUGGCAUCGUCUCCAGCAUCCACAUCAUUGGCGGCGUCAUCGCUGUUGGCUUCUUCCUCCUGCUCAUCGCCAUCGUGGGCCUCAUCGGAGCCAUCCACCACCACCAGGUCAUGCUCUUCUUCUACAUGAUCAUCCUGGGCCUCGUCUUCAUCUUCCAGUUCGGCGUGUCCUGCUCGUGCCUAGCUAUUAACAGGACCCGGCAGGAGGGGCUCUUCAGCUCCACCUGGCCCAUCCUGAGCAACAAGACCAAGACGGAGCUGGAGAAGAACCUGGACUGCUGCGGGCUGCUCAACAGCACGGCCGACUUCCAGACCUUCCAGGCGGAGUUCGUCGUCUGCCCUGCGAAGUGCAAGACCCUCCUGGGCAAAGACCCCCGAGCCAAGUGUCUGACCUGCGGCGAGAAGAUGCUGCAGCACUCGGACGAAGCCCUGAAGAUCCUGGGUGGCGUCGGCCUCUUCUUCAGCUUCACAGAGAUCCUGGGAGUGUGGCUCGCCAUGCGGUACCGAAACCAGAAGGACCCCAGAGCCAACCCCAGCGCCUUCUUAUAGGGCCGGUGCCCUGCCCCGUCCCCCGCUGGGGCACGCGCCGCCCCUCUGCCCCCGUAGCCGCUAGCAAGCCCCUCCCGGGGACCGUCUCCGUCGGUGCCAGGAAAGGUGCCCCCGCUCCGGGCACGCGGGCCCUCGGCCACGUUCCCAAGCCGCUGAUCGGACGCGCUGCUGCCGCAUGAAGCCUUUGGCACGUGGCAGCCAGGCCCGAAGGGCUCCGAAAAGAGAGAAGGGUGGUGGCGCCGUCGGAGCGGGCCGGGGUCCGGCUGCGCCCCGGCCGGAUGCGGCCUGCGGGGCGGGGGGCCAGCCCCAGCUGGAGCUGGGCUCGCGGCCACGGACCGUACCGGCCCUCGGGGCGGGCACCGGGGCUGUGUCCCGGCGGCACCGGCUCCGCAGGCGCCGGACAGACCCGGCCCCUUCAGGCCAAGGCUCCCCACUUCAUCCCCCACCUUAUCCCAGUAAGCUUUGCCCCCCAGACUGGUGCAUGCUGGUUAUUUAUAUGCUGGGAAGGGGAAACAGGACAAGCAGCACCUAAAGGACCUCUGCAACUUCCUGCCCACUUUCACCCCCUCCCCUGGCACAGGGCUGGUGCUGCCCCUGGGUGUCCCUCCACCCCGGCACUGGGAUGGCACCAAGGGCUGGUGGGUGCCCCUGCACCCCGCUCUGUCCCUGUUCUGGGUUCUUGACCCCCUCCCCCCCAUCCCCUCUGUGCCAGGGCAGAGCACGAUGGAGGGGGUGGCAGCACAGUGCGUGCCCCCACCCCGGCCUGCCUGCUGCCGCCGCAGGGAUGUCACCAUGUCCGAGACGGUUCGAAUAAACGCGAUUCAGUGA
Messenger RNA from Rhea pennata, 1598 nucleotides. It is a transcript of the gene TSPAN31, whose product is annotated as tetraspanin 31. The record is from RefSeq and is a predicted model, not a curated record. Lineage: Eukaryota; Metazoa; Chordata; Aves; Rheiformes; Rheidae. Gene Ontology annotation, cellular component: plasma membrane. The transcript is spliced from 6 exons. The coding region runs from base 114 to 770 and encodes 218 amino acids.